Chiloscyllium plagiosum (whitespotted bambooshark) is the source of this 6859-nucleotide messenger RNA. Its product is annotated as sodium-dependent neutral amino acid transporter B(0)AT2-like. Gene Ontology annotation, cellular component: plasma membrane. Lineage: Eukaryota; Metazoa; Chordata; Chondrichthyes; Orectolobiformes; Hemiscylliidae. Gene Ontology annotation, biological process: amino acid transport; nitrogen compound transport; sodium ion transmembrane transport. The record is from RefSeq and is a predicted model, not a curated record.
GGUGGAUUGUUGAUCAGCUUUGUCCUUCCAGUAAGUGCGAAUGUAUCAGUCACAGGACAGCUAAUGUCAAGUUUGGUUUUAUUCUAGAACUCUGUAUGCCAAACAGUCUUUCCAAUCUCUCAGGAACUUGGCUGAGUGCCCUUGUGUGCUUGGUGUUGGGCAGUGUGAUUGGACGAGAUGAUAGGGGAGGUGGUUGAAUGUGACUUUUCUGGAGAUUAAUUUGUGAGAAAGUGUCAACAGCUGUCCCUGGUGCUCACUGCUGGUUUCUCCAGUGACACACUCAACGUUAGUCUUCAGGAAGGAACAAAACAACAGAAUCUUUACAUCAGAAAUAAGGUUACAGAGCCGUGAGUAUAGCCAGUUCUGCUUGGACACGGCUCGUCACUUCACUACGUCUACCCGAUGCUCUGAUGGAAAAGAGCAAGACGGACUCUCAGAGUGUGGACGUGACCGAGUCUAGCACAGGACUUGUGCUGGAUGAGCCUUCCAGACCUGCAUGGGGAAGUAAGCUGCAGUACAUUCUCGCCCAGGUGGGAUUCUCCGUGGGACUAGGAAAUGUCUGGAGAUUCCCCUACCUAUGUCAUCAGAAUGGGGGUGGAGCUUUCCUUUUUCUUUACCUGAUCCUGCUAUUGGUGAUGGGGAUCCCAUUGUUUUUUCUGGAAUUGGCAGCCGGACAGAGUAUCCGUCAGGGCAGUAUCGGAGUCUGGAAACAUAUCAACCCACGACUGUGUGGGAUCGGGUUUGCCAGCUGCGUGGUCUGUUCCCUUGUCUCCCUCUAUUAUAAUGUCAUCAUUGCUUGGAGUCUAUUUUAUUUUGGUCACUCCUUCCAGUAUCCACUGCCCUGGGAAUCCUGUCCCACUCUCGCCAACCAGACAGUAGCAGUCACUGAGUGCCUGGAGAGUUCUGCCACAACGUAUUUCUGGUACCAUGAGGCCUUGAACAUCACCAGCUCCAUCAAUGUCAGUGGAGGGCUAGAUGCCACCAUGACUGGUUGCCUGCUUGCUGCUUGGGUUAUUGUCUGUCUCGCCAUGAUCAAAGGAAUCAAAUCCUCAGGAAAGGUGAUGUACUUCAGCUCCAUCUUCCCGUAUGUGGUGCUUUUCUGUUUCCUUAUUCGAGGUCUCCUUCUGGAAGGUUCCAUAGAUGGAAUUCGCUACAUGUUCACUCCUAAGGUUGAGAUCUUGAUCGAUACCCAAGUGUGGCGACAAGCUGCCACCCAAGUGUUCUUCGCCCUGGGCCUUGGCUUUGGAAGUGUUAUUGCUUAUUCCAGCUACAAUACCCGCACCAAUAAUUGCCAUUUUGAUGCUUUCCUUGUCUCCUUCAUCAACUUCCUGACGUCUGUGUUUGCUACGUUGGUUGUUUUUGCAGUGCUGGGAUUCCGGGCGAAUGUGCUCACUCAGAAAUGUGUGGCAAGGAACAGCCUCAAAGUGAUUGACCUGAUUGAUAAUGGAGUUUUGAACAGGAGUUUAAUUCCAGAAUAUCUCAACUUUUCAACUGUAACAAAUCAGGAAUACAGAGAAUGGUUUGACUCAGUGAGAUCAGUAUUAAUCCCUCUUCAUAUCCAGCAAUGCAAACUCGAACAAGAAAUGCAAAAGGGUGUCGAGGGUACAGGCCUCGCUUUCAUCGCUUUCACAGAAACUAUUACACACUUUCCUGCCUCACCAUUUUGGUCUAUCCUGUUUUUUCUGAUGUUGCUAAAUUUGGGUAUGAGCACAAUGUUUGGAAAUAUGCAAGGAAUUCUCACUCCUCUACUUGACAACUUCUCCUGUCUGGCUAGGAGGAAGUCCAUUUUCACAGUGGUCUGCUGCAUACUUGGGUUUGUUAUUGGAAUGAUAUUUACACAGCGUUCUGGAAACUACUUUGUGACCAUGUUUGAUGAUUACUCUGCAACACUACCUCUGAUCAUUGUGGUUCUGUUUGAAUUGAUUGCUGUGGCGUGGGUCUAUGGAGCUGACAGGUUUAUGGAUGAUAUCCAGGCAAUGAUUGGUCACCGUCCUGUUGUUGUAUACAAGUAUCUGUGGAAGUUUGUGUGUCCCACCAUAAUGCUGGCUCUGCUGUUGGCUAGUUUGAUUCACAUGUGCAUCAAGCAUCCACAAUAUCGAGCAUGGAGCCAAGAGAAGGCAGAGGAGACACUAUUGGACUAUCCUGGUUGGGCAUUAGCCAUGAUGAUCCUCCUGAUCAUCAUUGCUUGUUUGCCCAUCCCCCUGAUGUACAUCCAGUACACUGUGCAGGACAGGCUGAAUAGAAACACUGCCUACUCAGAGUGUGUUUACAUCAGGGGUGAUGGAGAUGAUGAACCCACCCUCCCUGUGAAUGAGAAUGAGGAAGAGGAACCUGGGAGAAAUGGAUACCUGAAGGUUGAGACCGACGAGGAAGGGCUGGAAAGAGCAGAGCUGCUGGCAGAAGAGGAGAAUGCACUUGAAAUGGAUGACAUGUCACACGAUAAAAAAGAUGAAUUGAGUGUCAAAGCCUAGUAACUCCUGUGGAGUUUGUUUGUCCAUUUUAGACAACAAAAAUAUGCUGCAAACAUUUUUAACAACUAACUACAAAGAGCAAACUCUUUUAAUGGGGUGCUCAUUUGUCUGAAUGGGUGCUCAUUUUUCUACUUUACAAAAUGGAACACUGGCUUGUUUGACAAGCUCUGGUUAUGCUGAAGUUUGCAACCUGAAAUCACCAAAUUGGAAUUAAUUUGAACUUUUAAAAAUUCACCAACAAUGCAAAAAAUCCUAUAGCAAAAUGAAGACUUCAUAAAUUAUCAAAAAGGAGCAGAAAGGAAAUAAUAUUAACUCUUAAUCAGUUGGGGUUUACAUGUGAAGUGGGGCUGGGGUAGGGAAGUGGGGAGAUAAACAAUUGGGGAGGGGAUUGUGAGUAGGAAUGGGGAGUAACUGGGGAGUUGGGAUGAGGUUGGGUGGAUGGAAUGGGCUGAUGGGAGAGUUAUCGCAACACUUUAAAGUAGGAGCCAACCUGAUCAAGUAUUCAGACAGUCAGCUGGGAUGCUAGAGCAAAUUGAUCUCAGCUAAAGAAAACGUCUGCCUCUGCAACCAAUAAGAUAUAGGCAAGGCAGCCUGGGUAGCAGCCACGGAGAAACAGGAGUCAAAGAGAGCAGCCAGUUUCUACAUAGUUCUAGAUCCCACUUGGAAGAAUAACUGAAAGCAUUUUCAAGGGUAGUCCAAUGUACUGAGUGGGACUCUGGGCUCCCAGAAGAUUGAGCUUGUCCAUGCCUCUCUAACUAUGAUAUUGAUGUGAAGGUGCUGGUGUUGGACUGGCGUGGACAAAGUUAGAAAUAACACAACACCAGGUUAGAGUCCAACAGGUUUACCUGAAAUCACCUGGUGUCAUGUGACUUCUGACUAUGAUGCCGACGGCCUAUUCUGCAGCUGUGAGUGGCAGAGGUAUCUCCUGAAAUGGUACCACCCCAACACACCUAAUACGAAAGAUGGGAGGCAAAUGCUUUGUAAUAUACACAGAUGAGGAGAACUCUAUGUUUUAAUGGAAUAGAUGAGAAGGGAGCUGUCUUACCCACUUGAUUAUUUAUUCUUUUGUCGGAUAUGGAUGUCUUUGAUAAGUUACAUAUUUGUUUCCCAUCUCUAGUUGCCCUUGAGAAGGCAAUGGUGCACUGUACUCUGGAACUGCUGUUGUCCAUUCAGUAUAAGGGCACUCACAAUGCUGUUGGGGAGGGAGUUCCACGAUUUUGACUCAACAGCAGUGAAAGAAUGACUAUAUUUCAAAGUCAGGAUAGUCAGUGGCUAGAAGGGGAACUGAAGUGGUGUUUCUAAAUAUCUGCUGCCCUUGACCUUCUAGAUGUUUGAUGUAACAGAUUUGGAAGAUAGUGUUAAAGGAGUUUUGGCAAACUGUUGCAAUGCAUUUUGUAUGUUCACAGUGCUGCUGCAGUCUAUCUAUCUAUCCAUCUAACUAUCUGCAAUCCUAUAUGUCAAGGUAGUCAGAAAACUCCUGGGGCUAAAGCUUUUAGUACCCUGGACCCAAUGGCCUGCACUUUCAGGUCCAAAAGAAAUGCUGUCAGGAUAGUGGUUGAAAUCUUCCAAACUAUCCUAGAUUCUGGAAGGGUCCUAGCUGAUUGGAAAACCCCACAUGAAGGAUCUUGCAUUGGAAGCAGUUCAGAAAAGGUUCACUUGGCUGAUUCCUGGAUGAAGGUUCCAGAACAGGUGUCAUAUUGGACUCAAAAAGAUUAACUCAGUUUUUCUCUGCACAAACAUGCUAAGGUCUCCAGCACUUUGCUUUUAUUACAGGGAUUGAAGGUGUUAUGAUGUGAGAAAAGUUGAGUAAGUUAGAUUGAUAGGUCAUUUGGAGUUUAAAAGACUUGAGAGGUGAGACGAUCAGAAUAUAGUAUCCUGAUUCCUGAAGAAGGGCUUAUGCCCGAAACGUCGAUUCUCCUGUUCCCUGGAUGCUGCCUGACCUGCUGCGCUUUUCCAGCAACACAUUUUCAGCACUAUCAGAAUAUAUAAAAUCCUAGGGAAUUUGACAAGGUGGAUGCUGAGAGGAUGUUUCUUGUGGGGAAUCUACCAUGAAGGGGCAUCGUUUUAAAAUAAGUUAUCUUCCAUUUAUGAUGAAGAUUAAAAAAAAAAAUCUUGAGAGUUGUUAGUCUUUGGAAUUCUCUUUCCCAGAGAGCAGUGAGGGCUAGAUCAUCUGAAUUUUCAAGUUUGAGUUAGAAAGAUUUUUGAUUGAUGGGGUGGGGGGUGUCAAAUGGAUGGGGUGGGGCAUUGUUACAAAGGGGGAGUUAGGGGUAUGGUCCAAAUAAAGUGAUAAAAUUGAAUGACAGAUCAGGUUUGAAGGCCGAAUGGCCUAUUCCAGCUCCUAAUUCCUAGAUCUUACCCUUUCUAGCAAAUGGUUGAGUGGAAAUGAGAUGUGUGUUGGUUGUGAGUUGGCGAAUGGUUUAUGCUCACUGUCUCAGUCUUAGACUUACAGUUAGCACAUCGGGUGAUCCGUUGAAGGUGGUCAUUGACUGUUGGCUCGAGCAGCUGUCCUCUUUAUUAUCUCUCACAGAUUGCACUUGUUGAUGAGAAAGUUUUAACACCGCUUUUGAUUUUUAAUUGGGCAUCAGCUUUCCAUGUGUUCGUAUAGUAGAUGCUUCAAGGUGGAGAUUGCCUUUGUGUUUGAAAUGCUGUCAUUGUGAUGCCAGUGAAGACAGCUGCUCACCCAGGUAAGUGGAGAGUAUUCCAUCACAAUCCUGAUUCAUACUUUGUCGAGAGUGGACAGGCCUUUGGAAUCCACAGUAGAUAUUUGGCCAGCUCAGUUCAGUUCCUGGUCAAUGAUAACCCCAUAGAUGUUGAUGGUGGGGGGGUUGAUGCUAAUAGUGUUAGUAAUACUGUCGAAUAUCAUGGAGAAAAAGUUGGAUUCUCUCUGUUUGGAGAUGGUCAUUGCCUGGCAUUUGCAUGGCACAAAUGUUAUUUGUCAUUUAUUCACCUAAGCCUGAAAGUUGUCCAGGUCUUACUGCAUUUAUGAAUAGCUUGCUUUAAUAUAUGAGGAAUUGCAAGUGGUGUAAACAUCAGCAAACAUUGCCACUUCUGAUUUAAUGAUGGAGGAAAGGUAAUUGGGCUUGUUUAUAUUGGUAGUUAGAAGAGUGAAAGUUGAUUAAAACGUAGAAGAUCCUGAAUGGUCUUGACGAGGUUGUUGUGGAAAGGACACUUCCAUUUGUGGGUGAGUCGAGGACCGUGGGACACUGCUUUAAAUUCAGGAUCUUUUUUUUCGUAUAGAGAUAUGGGGAAUUAUUUCUCUGAGGGUUAUGCAACUUGGGGACUGUGCCUUAAAAGGUGGUGCAAGUGGGGUCAUUGAAUACUUAUACGGUGGAGGUGCAUUGAUUCUUGAGAACAGCAGAAUCGGAGGUUAUCAGGGCAGAUGGGAAUGUAGAAUUCAAGACACAAGUAGAUUGGCCAUGAUCCUGUUGAAUGGUGGAGGAAAUUUGAAAGUCAAACGCGAACCUUGGGUUUCUGUUUCAUGUGCUUGAAGUAGCUGAACGCAUACGAUAGCACGCGACCUGAGGAAUUCCCAUUCUGAUGUCCUUGGAUUGAGAUAAUUUAGCCUAUAAAAUGAUAGUCAUCUUCUUUUGUGCCAGGUAUGAGCCAAGCACUUUAGAAUUUUCCCCAGAUUACAAUUCACUGCUUUUAGGGUUGCCUUGAUGACAUCAGGCAGUAUCUGAAUAGUUGUCGCAAAGGUGGUCACACUCGCCUCAUUCUGGCAUUUAGCUCUUUUGUCCUUACUUUGGCCAAAACUGAGUAAUUCUGGCAGAAUAGAAACUCAGUUUGCAGGUUUUUGCUGAGUACCAGCUUUUUGAUAGCAGUGUCAAUUUCCUGAUGAACAAGAGUAGACAGAGGGUGGUAUUUGACUGCGUUGGAUUUGCCCUGUUUUUUUGUACAUGACAUACUUGGCUAAUUUUCUGCAUAGCUAGUUGGUUGCCAGUGUUGUUGCUGUACUCGAACAGCUUGGAUAGGGGUGUGGCUAGUUCUGUAGCAUAGGUCUUCCAUUCUGUUAUUAGCAUGUUGUUAGGGCCCAAAGCUUUUACUGCCUUCAGCCUUUUCUUGAUAGCAACCAAAGUAAACUGAAUCAGUUAAAGAUUGACAUCUAUGAUGCUGGAGACCUCAGCAGCAGGCUGAGAUGGAUAAAUGUCGAGAGUGUGGAGCUGGAAAAGCACAGCAAGUCAGGCAGCAUCCGAGGAGCAGGAAAAUCGACGUUUCGGGCAUGAGCCUUGGAUAAACCACUCAACACUUCUCAUUGAAGAUUAUUGCAAAUGCUUCAGCUUUUUCUUUUAUAUUGAUGUUAUCGGCUCUCCAAUCAUUGAGAAAAGGGAUAUUUUUAGAGCCUUCAUGGGUGAGUUGUUUCAUUGUCUACCACCAUUCACAACUAUAUA